AUGUGUCUGGCCAAAACUACCACUCAUCUGCUUUUUUAUUCCUUUGUGACACUAACAAUUUUUAUAUAUAACAACUUGAUUUUUUUCAGAUUUGGAGGAACAACGUUUUAUUCUUAUGUAGCUGCUCCAAUUGCAUUCAAGGUGCUUGAAAAGGAACAGUUUUCUGCGUUGCAGAACAAGAUCUUCCCGUACUUUUUCCAGAUGCAAGCUGCCUCACCUGUCAUCCUGGCUCUCACCGCUCCGAUUGCUCUAACUGCUGCGCCAUUAACCUCUUUGGUGGUGGCUUCUGUUAGUGGAUUAACUAAUCUAUUCUGGCUAUUACCCUGGACCCAUAGAGUCAAAGAACUUAGAAAAGAUGUCGCUAAAAAAUACACUGGCGAUGAAUUGGAAGCAAAGGACUCUGUACUACGCAAAGAAUUCGGCAAAUCUCACGGGUUGAGUCUUUUAUUUAACCUUUCAAACGUGUGCGGCAUGCUUGCAUACGGUGUCUGUUUGUCAAGGGGGUUAUUAAGAAAAAUUCCAAAAUAG
Molecule: messenger RNA, 528 nt
Organism: Saccharomyces eubayanus
Lineage: Eukaryota; Fungi; Ascomycota; Saccharomycetes; Saccharomycetales; Saccharomycetaceae
Gene: TMH18
Product: Tmh18p
Exons: 2
Coding region: 1-528 (175 amino acids)
Source: RefSeq, a predicted model, not a curated record